CGCACCGGCAACACCAUCGCUAACCACCACCGCACUUCACUCUCAACAUAUCUCCUCUGCCUGCCUCUCCCCGUACGUGCUAGUUCUUGAGUUGGUAAUUGAUCGGUAGGCGCUCCAAAGCUAGCUAGCAAUGGCCGCACGGGGAAGAGGCAAUGCCAACGUGGCCGUGCUCCUCGGCGUGCUUCUUCUCUGCACGCUCGUGGCGGAGGCGGCGGUGUUCAACGUCGGGGACCGCGGCGGCUGGUCCUUCAACACCAACUCCUGGCCCGCCGGCAAGCGCUUCAAGGCCGGUGACGUCCUAGUGUUCAAGUACGACGCGACGGCGCACGACGUGGUGGCGGUGAGUGCGGCGGGGUACAAGGCCUGCGCCAAGCCGGCCAAGGGCGCCAAGGUCUACAAGUCCGGCGCCGACCGUGUCACCCUCGCCCGCGGCACAAACUACUUCAUCUGCAGCAUUCCCGGACACUGCCAGUCCGGCAUGAAGAUCGCCGUCACCGCCGCCUAGCCUCAUCCAACGUACGCGCGAUGCUACGUGACACAACGAGCGAAAAUUAAUUCCUAAUAACCAAAAUAAAAGGCCGUACGUGCUUCGUUCUUUCAAGUCCUAGAUCAAUGUGCACUUGUAUGGUGUCACGUGUGCUGAUUUUGUACUCAUGUAUACGAGAAUAAAGGGCAUCGAACAAUUACUCUUCUGCUUUU
This is a messenger RNA of Triticum aestivum (bread wheat), 699 nucleotides long. RefSeq names its product chemocyanin. Gene Ontology annotation, cellular component: plasma membrane. The record is from RefSeq and is a predicted model, not a curated record. Lineage: Eukaryota; Viridiplantae; Streptophyta; Magnoliopsida; Poales; Poaceae. Bases 131 to 505 code for a protein of 124 amino acids. The transcript has 2 exons. Gene Ontology annotation, molecular function: electron transfer activity.